Eubalaena glacialis (North Atlantic right whale) is the source of this 903-nucleotide messenger RNA. RefSeq names its product RNA-binding protein with serine-rich domain 1-like. NCBI's taxonomy places the organism in Eukaryota, Metazoa, Chordata, Mammalia, Artiodactyla, Balaenidae. The record is from RefSeq and is a predicted model, not a curated record. Gene Ontology annotation, cellular component: ASAP complex; nucleoplasm; cytoplasm. Gene Ontology annotation, molecular function: RNA binding. Gene Ontology annotation, biological process: mRNA splicing, via spliceosome.
AUGCAUUUAUCAGGAGUGAAAAAGCAGAGCUUGCUAGGAGUCAAAGAAAAUAAUAAAAAGUCCAGCACUAGGGCUCCUUCUCCUACCAACCGCAAAGACCGCUCUGAUGAGAAGUCCAAGGAUCGCUCUAAAGAUAAGGAGGCCACUAAGAAGUCAAGUGAGAAGGAUCUUGGCAGGGAUAAAACGCGAAAGAGGCGCAGCGCUUCCAGUGGUAGCAGCAGCACCAGGUCUCGGUCCAGCUCAACCUCCAGCUCGGGCUCCAGCACCAGCACGGGCUCCAGCAGCGGCUCCAGCUCAUCUUCAGCAUCGAGCCGCUCAGGAAGUUCCGGCACAUCCCGCAGCUCCAGCUCCGGCAGCUCCCCUGGCUCUCCGAGUCCUUCUCGGUGCAGGCAGGACAGCAGGCGGCGUUCCCGCUCCAAAUCCAAACCACCCAAAAGAGAUGAAAAGGAAAGGAAAAGGCGGAGCCCUUCCCCUAAACACAGCAAAGUGCACAUUGGAAGGCUCACCAGGAAUGUGACCAAGGAUCAUAUCAUGGAGAUAUUCUCCACCUAUGGGAAAAUUAAAAUGAUUGACGUGCCUGUAGAAAGGAUGCACCCGCAUCUGUCUAAAGGCUACGCAUAUGUGGAGUUUGAGAAUCCAGAUGAGGCCGAGAAGGCGCCGAAGCACAUGGACGGAGGACACAUGGAUGGCCAGGAGAUCACUGCCACUGCUGUGCUGGCCCCCUGGCCUCGGCCACCACCACCCCGCCCCCGGCGAUUCAGCCCUCCCAGGAGAAUGCUGCCACCGCCUCCCAUGUGGCGCAGGUCACCCCCACGGAUGAGGAGAAGGUCGCGUUCCCCUCGGCGCAGGUCCCCCGGCCGCCGCAGCCAUAGGAGCCGCUCCAGUUCCAACUCCUCCCGAUAA